This is a messenger RNA of Aspergillus welwitschiae, 951 nucleotides long. RefSeq lists its product as uncharacterized. The coding region runs from base 171 to 338 and encodes 55 amino acids. Lineage: Eukaryota; Fungi; Ascomycota; Eurotiomycetes; Eurotiales; Aspergillaceae. The record is from RefSeq and is a predicted model, not a curated record. The transcript has a single exon.
AAUAGGGGCCGGACUUUGGAAAGGGAUUCUGUCAGAUUCAUCGACAGUGGAAUUGCUUCUUCAGGCAUAGUGUACCUCGGGCAGAUCCGACAGGCCUUGUCCAAGGCGAAUCAUUCUUUAUCCGCUCAAUAAUAAUUACUUUCUACAGAGUACAACCACAAAAGAUUGGGAUGGAAAGAAUCCGGAGUACUUCCAUCCAUUCAUUCAUCCAUCCUGACCAUCACGUGGCCAUCCUCAACAUUCUUGGACUGUUUCGACGCCCAAUUAUUGACAACCUGGAAACCUUGUCCGAGUCGGAGCUUCCCAUCACUGUCAUCCCAAUUCAAUUGAUCGACUAAUGGGCCUUAUUCUAACAGCGGCUAUUAUACUGGCGCUAUUCCUUUAGAAAGCGCUGCCCCUUUUAUACAAAAGCAAACAUUUAGCUACACUUAUCGACGCCCUCUGAAGAGCCCGAACUUUGAGACCAAGUCCGGUUGAAGCUACUGAAUCGAUUGGCUUGUUGACUCACUAUACUUCCAAAUAUCGCUAAUAGUUCGAUUUUAGACGACGGAUACCAGUCACAUAUAUCGAUGCAAACUCACAGCUAAUGACGGGUCCUGCUACGGAGGAUCGAAGGGGAGCGACCUAGGGGCAUUACACUUACACUCUGCUACUGGCUUCGGCAUCAAUAGAGUUUGAUUGGUGUUUGAGAUCGCAGGCAAAAGGUCAAUAGCUCUUACAAAUUGAAGCAGCACUAUUUUACCUCAAAGCAACUAACUCAAAUAGUCAGACAUAAUUCUUUCCUCGCGGGAGGGAUUGGGAUGACAGUACCGAGUAUGGAAGCUGAAGAUCUCAUAGAUACUUGGUCAUAGUCAACACAACCACUGAGGUACCGCUAGCUAGAACAGUUUUGCAGAAAUAUUGGAGUAGAAUAUGCCUUAGUUAACUAAGACUUAACAAAAUUAUUCGGAG